Molecule: messenger RNA, 1071 nt
Organism: Thyridium curvatum
Lineage: Eukaryota; Fungi; Ascomycota; Sordariomycetes; Thyridiales; Thyridiaceae
Exons: 2
Coding region: 1-1071 (356 amino acids)
Source: RefSeq, a predicted model, not a curated record
AUGCGAUCGCUCCUCGCCCUCGCAGCAGCGGCGCCGUUGCUCUGCGCCGCUGCCGCCGCAGUCGUCCCGGGACUUCCCCUCGACCCCCGCGACGUCACCAGCCCGGACACGCCCUGGAUCUCCAUCGACGCCAGCGGCGCCGCGCACACCGUCACCCCGUCCGUCAGCCGCGACAGCAGCGGCGGCGCCCCCAGCACCGUCUCGGGCCCGCCUCCGCAGCUCACCAGCACGGCCGCCUACACGCUGACCGUGUCAGGCACGCCCACGACCGUCACGGGCCAGGCGCCCGCCGUCAGCGCCACGGGGGCCGCGCCGGGCUCGCCCGAGGGCGUCUUCUUCACGUGCGACAAGUACGUCGGCCAGGACAAGCCGUUCUGCCUGCCGCAGCGCGGGGCGGCGCUGUACCCCGGCCGGACGUACUACAUAACGUGGUACACGGCCUACUUCGCCAACCCCCGCACCGUCAUGGACAUCGACAUCACCUACGGCAACGGCCAGGGCGUCACAUUCCCCAACCUCGCCGCCUCGCAGGGCUACUUCGCCUGGACCGUCGACGCCGACAUCCUCUCCAAGCAAGGGCUGUCGCAGCUGUCCAACGUCACCAUCGGGCUCUCCUACUUCGAGACCCCCGGCGACAACGCGUCCGACGUGCUCCUGCCGGGGCCCUCCGUCUUCAUCGUCCCCGCGCCCAGUCCCCCGAGCUCCGGCCCCGGCACGGCGGCGAUCGUCGUCAUCGUCGUCGUCGUCGUCGCCGCGCUGCUCGUCGCCGCGCUGCUGGCGUGGUCGUGGCGCGCGCGCGGCCACCCCUUCGCGCUGUGCAUGGGCCGCGGCCUGCGGAGGCGGUCCAUGGGCGGCGGCGUCCGAGGUUCCGGCCAGGGCUACGGCGUGCGCAAGAGCCACGCGGAGCGCACGGCGGGCGUCGCCGCCGCCGCCCCGGACCCGGACCCGGACAGCAAGGCGCGCGGCGUGGAGCUCACGGACCGGGAGAGCUGGUCGCCCACGCAGGGCGGCGGCGGCGGCGGGCGGAACGUGUUCCGCGAGGAGGUGCAGCGCCAGGAGAACGAGAGGUGA